GUUUCGUGCAACUUUACGCACCUAUAUCUUCCUUUACUGUCUGAAGAUAUCCAGACAGGAGGUGCUGGAAGUCGAUAAUAUUCUUCCUGAAAACCCUCGGGACUACGACAAUCUACAGCCGCCAAAAGAAUACGGCGAGCCUACUGUUGUGCGAUUCCAUGUAUGGGUUUUAAAUUUAGAUUCCAUUGAUGAAGGAUCUAUGACCUACGUGGCAGACAUUUUUAUGUCUCAGAGCUGGAAGGACCAUCGACUAAGACUUCCAGAAAACAUGACUACAUACUAUCGACUUCUACCUGUCAGCUGGUUGAAAAGAAUGUGGAGACCAGACUCUUUCUUCAAGAACGCGAAGAAAGUCACUUUCCAAGAAAUGACCAUCCCCAACCACUACAUUUGGUUAUACAAAGAUAAAACUAUUCUGUAUAUGGUCAAACUCACUCUUCUUUUAUCUUGUGCUAUGGUGUUUGAAACCUAUCCUCACGACACCCAGACUUGUGCUAUGAAGAUUGAAAGUUUGUCCUACACAACCGAUGACCUGGUGUUUGACUGGGAACAGGAAACUCCACUCGUUGUUGAAGAUUCCAUUGAGUUGCCACAACAUAUUCUGAUCGAUAAACGAUUGGAAGACUGCACUCAGGUGUAUUCUACAGGAAACUUUACGUGUAUCCAAGUUAUUUUCAAGUUCCAACGCCGCCUGGGUUAUUACAUGUUUCACACAUACAUCCCAACUUGCUUGGUCGUCAUCAUGUCCUGGAUUUCUUUCUGGAUCAGACCAGAAGCUGUUCCUGCACGUGUGACUCUCUGUGUUACAAGCCUGUUGACGUUGUCUACCCAACAUGCGCAAUCUCAGAAGUCACUUCCACCUGUGUCGUACAUUAAAGCCAUCGACAUAUUUAUGUCGUCAUGCACUGUAUUUGUGUUUGCUUCUCUAAUGGAAUAUGCAUUAGUCAGCAUUUUGUUAGGAGAGUAUGAUGACCAAUUCAAUAAACGAGGACUGGGAAGUAUGAUUUUAGCAGCGAGAGGAGCAGAAGAUGGAAAAGUGCCUAAGGAAAAUUCGCCCAAAAUUCUUGCUUCCUCUGCACAGAGAAGAAAAGAGCGAGCAAAUUUGAUGGACAAAAUAUCACGUGUGGCAUUUCCAUUAUCAUUUGUAUUACUAAAUUCAGUAUACUGGUGCGUUUUUUUAUUCAUGGAUCCAGAUUAGUAUUAUUGGAAGCCCUCGAAAACUCAUAUGAUGUUUUUACGUUCGUGAUUUCAGACUGCUUGCAAAUACGUGGAAAUAAACAAUAUAUAAAAGGGGAAUGUUUUAAGCUUAGAUCUCACGAUCUUACUGUAAACGAAUAUUGCUAAAAAGGCUGCUGCUCUUUGGAAAUUUUUACUUAUAAAUAAAAAGCUAUAAAAUUAAAGUAAAAUCAAUUUUGCGAACUUUUCGUAUUGGAUAGUGACUCACUGAUGGAGCCAUCAAGAAAGUAGCCAAGACAGAUACUAAGAUGUUUAUUGUAGUGUAUCUUUUGUUACCCAAGCGUGUUAAUAUGUUAGAGACAUUCUAGACGAUUUUACUUAAGUCAAAAUAACCGUUUUCCCCGGGGAUUA
Messenger RNA from Limulus polyphemus (Atlantic horseshoe crab), 1587 nucleotides. Its product is annotated as glycine receptor subunit alpha-3-like. NCBI's taxonomy places the organism in Eukaryota, Metazoa, Arthropoda, Merostomata, Xiphosura, Limulidae. Gene Ontology annotation, biological process: regulation of membrane potential; chemical synaptic transmission; signal transduction. Bases 200 to 1198 code for a protein of 332 amino acids. Gene Ontology annotation, molecular function: neurotransmitter receptor activity; chloride channel activity; transmembrane signaling receptor activity. The transcript is spliced from 8 exons. Gene Ontology annotation, cellular component: synapse; membrane; neuron projection. The record is from RefSeq and is a predicted model, not a curated record.